Trematomus bernacchii (emerald rockcod) is the source of this 2760-nucleotide messenger RNA. It is a transcript of the gene tbxa2r, whose product is annotated as thromboxane A2 receptor. Gene Ontology annotation, biological process: positive regulation of vasoconstriction; positive regulation of blood pressure; positive regulation of cytosolic calcium ion concentration. Lineage: Eukaryota; Metazoa; Chordata; Actinopteri; Perciformes; Nototheniidae. The record is from RefSeq and is a predicted model, not a curated record. Gene Ontology annotation, molecular function: thromboxane A2 receptor activity. The transcript is spliced from 3 exons. Gene Ontology annotation, cellular component: plasma membrane. Bases 311 to 1396 code for a protein of 361 amino acids.
AGCUGCGGGGGAAGAGAGUGGAGAUGAUCGAGGGUUCCUGCUAACAGGAACAGCCUGCUGUUGUACUUACUAUAUUUACAUCAGAUGGGACUUGAUAUGCAACCGGUUUCCCUCCUCUUCCUGUGACUAUUGGGUUCGUUAUUUAUCUAACAAGUGCAGAAAGAUGGUUUGAAGGGAACAGAGCAAACCUCCAAAGUGAAAGUCAACUGGGAACUUGAUAGUGCGUCUGUACUGGUUGAAGAGGGAAAUGAAAUUCCUCCUUCCAUCUCUGAGUCAUCUGUAAUCGAGGAACUCACACCAGCUGAUAAUCAUGAAUGCCUCAUCAUUUGCCAACAACACCCAACUAUGCUACUCCAUCAACAGCCCUCCAUUCAGGCCCAUCCCCAACGCCUCGGCCUACUUCUCAUCCAUCUUCAGCGCCUUGGGUCUCACAUCAAAUUUCAUCGCCUUCGUAGUUCUACUCAAGUCCUUCCAGCGGACACACAGCCGCUCGCGCACCUUCUUCAUGAUCUUCCUGGGUGGCCUGGUGGUUACUGACUUCAUGGGUCUUCUGGUCACCGGGUCCAUCGUGGUUUCAUACCACAUCACUCACUUUAAUUGGCGCAACUUAGAUCCAAACUGCCACUUAUGCAACUUCAUGGGUAUGUCUAUGGUCUUCUAUGGACUGUGCCCACUGAUGCUUGGUGCUGCCAUGGCCAUAGAGCGCUUCAUUGGCAUCAACCACCCAUUUGCACACUCCACCAGCAUGCCCAAGUGCCGGACAGUGUUCAUGGUGCUGAUGGUGUGGUUGAUCGCAGGCUGCAUAGCUUUGCUGCCCCUAAUUGGCAUUGGGAGCUACCACAUGCAGAUACCUGGAUCCUGGUGUUUUUUCAACAUCAGCUCUAAGGGGAAUGAUUUUGCCUUCUCCCUGAUCUUCUCUCUGCUCGGGUUGAUGAGCAUCACUGUGUCAUUUUUGCUAAACACGGUGAGCAUUGUGACGCUAAUCAAGGUGUGCUGCCGACAGGGUAAGAACCAGCGCCGCAGAGAUGACGAAAUAGAGAUGAUGGUUCAGCUCAUCCUCAUCAUGGUCAUCGCUUCCAACUGCUGGUGCCCCCUUCUGGUCUUUAUUGCACAAACUGUGCUGUCCGGACGUCCUCUCCAGAUCAAAUACCUACUGCUGUGGCUCCGCUUCGCCACCUUCAACCAGAUCCUGGAUCCCUGGGUCUACAUCCUGUUCCGAAGAGCCAUACUUAAAAGAGUCGCCCCCCGCCUCGACUGGUCUCGCAACUCCAUCGUGUCUUUGUCUUCUUUUGGCGACACCGUCCGAAGGUUUACCCGCUCCUCACUACGGAGCACCAUGAACCAGGAAACCGCAGGAGACCGGCGGAAAUCUAACCUCCCACCUCCUUCUCCGUAAUUGUUUGGAUUUGGGCUUUUGCGGCAAGCUGAGUGAUAUUGUUGUGGAAACUGGAGGUGUUUGACGGUGUUUUCAAGCUCUGUGACCAAAAUACCAAUACUGUGACCAAAAUAAGAAGCAGAUUAUGAACAAUUUGUUAUUUUUUUGCAUAGCACUGAAAGCUUUAGCAGUAUUAGCAAUGACACUUUAAUUUAGAGCAGUUUAUAGAAUACAACAGUGGCUGAUUGGAAACGUAUACUUCAGGUUUAAAAGAUGGAUACAAUCGGUCUCUGUAACCACAGAGAUGCACUGCUCAUUCUGGUGUACUGCUCCAUCAGAUGUGUAUUGUGAUAUAUGAGGUUUGAACAAUAUACUUUUUCUUGUAGGAUAUUAUAUAUCUUAAGCUUGUACUUUGCUCAGUUGCUCUUGAGUGUCCCAUACAUUUGAGGAAUAGGUAUUUAGCUAUGAUUUAAGGUUCAUGCUAAAGUGUGUAUUCGUGUUUUGUUCCUUUUCUGAAAGUAUUUACCCUUAAACUGUUUGGAGACAACUUUGUAUGUUGAAGGAACAGUGACGGUGGAACAGUUGAUCCCCAGAGCAUCCAACAAUGAUCCUAAUCUUGGAGAAAAUAGUUUUGACUAAAUUGAAAUUUAGCUUAGGCCCCCUAAGAACUGUAUUCUUAAUAUAAUACUUUUUCUGAUGAUUCACAUUAUUCAAACCAAACUUUACAGAUCUUGUAAUGAUCACUUGUAAUUUUUCUGUAGAUUUGAAUAAGAUCCUCUGGUUCAGUCAUGCAUGUCAUUAAUGGCCACAUUAAUGUUUGGCAGAAUAGAAAUAACUGCAGAAUAAAGCAAUGCCAAUGAGAAUGUGAUUAUCAUAACAAAGAUACAUAUUUAUGCAGAACUUGCAAAUGCCAAGUUUAUGUUGUAAAGACACAUCUUUAGUACUUUAGAAAUUUGAAAUGUAACAGUAUAAGUGUGAUUGUAAAAACGUUGAACAGAGUAGGGAAGGGUUUAGUUUAGUUUGUUGGAUGAAUCCAAAUUCAGCCGGAUCAUUUGGGAAGUUAAAUUACAAACAUUGUAGCUGUAUUGUAAUAGAUUUAAAUGCACUAUAUUAUGGUUGUAUUUCAAUAUAAUGAAACUGAUUACAUUCUUUAUAUGUGAUUUCUAAUUAACCUACAUUAGUCACACUGAUCUUUUAUACAUUGUAUCACUCAUAUCAAUGUGCCACUAAAUCACCAAACCAAUAUCUAAUAACAGCUAAAAUGUGUUUUGCUUUAACUCCUUAUUUGUAUCAUCCGGUGACAAUGAAGUGUAAAUGUUGAAUGUGGUUGACAGAGAUGGCAUGUGAUUGUACAUAUAAAUAAAGGAUUAGUGAAAUGCAGAACA